Messenger RNA from Melampsora larici-populina 98AG31, 594 nucleotides. RefSeq lists its product as uncharacterized. The transcript is spliced from 4 exons. Bases 1 to 594 code for a protein of 197 amino acids. Gene Ontology annotation, biological process: iron-sulfur cluster assembly. The record is from RefSeq and is a predicted model, not a curated record. Lineage: Eukaryota; Fungi; Basidiomycota; Pucciniomycetes; Pucciniales; Melampsoraceae.
AUGGAUAACGCCAAUCCAACGAUUAAAAUCAAAUCAAAUUCAACAAACUUUCAAUCGAAUUCAAAAAACCAAAAGAUCAUCAAGUUUGAUGAAAUCUCAUUAAAAGAUAGCAUUGAAUCUGGUUCCAUCAAUACUUCAAUCUUGAGUUCGAAAUCAAAAGAAAAAGUGAAUCAAGAAGAACUUCAACCGAUCGAUUCUAAUGAGAUCUUUGACUUGAUCAGGUCUAUCACAGACCCUGAACAUCCACUCACUUUGGAAGACUUAUCAGUAGUCUCAAGUGAGCAAAUCGAAGUAACUUAUCCAGAGGACGAAGACGAUAACCCUCAUGUGAUGGUUCGAUUUACUCCUACUAUCCCCCAUUGUUCAAUGGCUACUCUGAUUGGCUUGACACUUAGAGUUCGACUGCUUAGAGCUUUGCCUGAUCGGUUUAAAGUAGAUAUUAAGAUUAAAGAAGGUACACAUCAAUCUGAGAAUUCAGUCAACAAACAAUUGAAUGAUAAGGAAAGAGUAGCAGCAGCUUUAGAGAAUGCUCAUUUAUUAAAUGUUGUACAACAAUGUUUAAGUACAGCUCAUCUACGUGGUCAGAAAACUUGA